AUGUCUUCGUCACACGCCCAAGAGGAGGAAGGCAUUACGAAUGAGAAGGCUACGAACGAGCCUCUGCUCUCGUAUGAUGAAAGAUACUCAAGAUCCUCACUUGACUCGGAGGAGGAUGCCAUUGACGAUGAGGCGCUGCUUAGUAGCGACUUGCCAGAAGUACGAGACGGUGCCGAGGCUGAAGCCGCCGACCCGUUCCUUGCAUUUGAUGAUUUGCCAGACGAAGAUAGAAAUAUUUUAACGUUUAGAGCUGUUCUUGUUGGCUUACUUUGCGGUGGGCUUGUAAAUGCUUCUAAUAUAUACCUCGGUUUGAAAUCAGGGUGGACAUCCGGAGCGAAUAUUUUCGGGUCCAUUGUAGGGUUUGCUGUAUUAAGAUCAUUUUCUAAAUACUGUAGUGCAAUCCCCCUCCUCGGUGGAGAAUUUGGGCCACGAGAGAACAACAUUGUUCAAACUGUUGCGACCGCUGCAGGAGGACUGAGCAAUGUUUUUGUUUCCGCUAUUCCUGCCAUGUAUCAGCUGGAUCUGCUACAAACGCCACUGCAGGACUUUUGGCGGAUAACGAUACUCACCGCUAUCGGAGCUUAUUUCGGUCUCUUUUUUGCAACACCCUUGAGGAGCUUCUUUGUCAUUCACGCCGCACGAGAGUUGCAACUCAUUUUCCCGUCAUCGUAUGCCACGGCUACUACUAUUCGAAGCAUUCAUUUGGCAGUAGACGGAGCAGAUAUGGCAAAGCAGAAAAUGAGGGCACUAUCGUAUGGUUUCGGGUAUGCGAUGAUUUGCCGAGUUCUAUCUCAAUUUGCAGUUGGCAUUCUAUGGGAUUGGCACCCAUUUACUUGGCUCUACCUGAUUAGUGGCUCCAAGGCUUCAUUGGCAUUCGAAAGCUGGGGCUGGUUUAUUGAGUGGACUCCUGCCUUCAUUGGAUCUGGCAUGCUUGUUGGGCUGAACGUCUCCUUGUCCUUUGUUGGCGGCAGUGUCCUAGCUUGGGGUAUCAUUGGCCCGAUAUUGGUUAAUAGUGGGAUUGCAUUUGGGCACCCGGCGGUGUCUAAUAACCAAGCAUGGGAUGGAUUAAUGUCAUACUCUAGUCUCUCGGAUGAGUUUGCGUCUGCGAAUCAUCCAAGCCCGAGGUAUUGGCUAUUAUGGCCAGGUAUUACGUGUAUGAUAGCUGUAUCGUUCACUGAACUUGCCUGCCAAUGGAGAAUCUUUAUUCUAUCAGGAAAAGUUCUAUACAGAGGUACAUUAAAAGUCUGGGCACGAGUGACAAAUCGAAAGGGGCGCGAGGCUUUUACAGAAAAGUAUGACGACGAAGACAAUAACAAAACUAUCGACCCCGCUUCACCAGAUGAGCAGGUAGCAACAUGGAUGUGGUUGCCUGGAUUAAUUUUUGUGCUGGUUAUGGCAUGCGUCGUCAUGAAAAGCCAAUUUGGCAUGCCAGUAGGCGAAAUCUUGUUGGCACUGUUUCUGGCGUUUUUCUUCUCCUUCCUUGCUAUACAGUCCACGGGUGCUACAGAUAUUACACCUUUGACCGCUGCAUCGAAAGCUUCUCAGAUCAUACUUGGGGCAACAACGAGUGGUCAAGGCUGGACUUUACAACAAGCGCAGAAAUUAAACCUCAUCGGAGGCGCGCUCGCAAGCAUUGGAGCAAACCAAGCAGCAGACCUUACUGGAGAUUUCCGGGUCGGCUUUCUCCUCCGAACCUCUCCAAAACUUCAAUGGUUUGCCCAGAGCAUAGGAACAUUCGUUGCCGUCUUUCUGGCGCCAUCAAUUUUCGUCUUGUUCGCCACGGCCUAUCCCUGCAUCUUAGAUGCAUCGCCAGAUACCUGUCCUUUUGCAGCUCCUUCGGUAUCCGCGUGGAGAGCCGUGGCCAUUGCAGUAACAAGCUCUGACUUUGUUAUCCCUUCUUCAUCGAAGUGGUUCAGCAUAUUAUUCGCGGUCUUUGGGGUGUUCAUGGUGUUAUUGCGGCAUUGCGUUUGGACUGGGCGUUGGGAGUGGGUGAGAGCAUAUCAUCCAAACAUGAUGAUUAUCAGUCUAGCCUUCCUGUUGCCAAGUACCGUCUAUGGGACAGCGAUGUUCAUCGGAGCUGGUUUGGCAUGGGCCUGGAACAAGAGAAGUCCACAGUCAUAUGCCAUAUUUGGGAGUGCCGUUGCAGCUGGAUUCAUGGCUGGCGAGGGGAUAGGCGGAGUUAUCAAUGCAGCGCUGACUGUGAUGGGUGUGGACUUUGACAAGAUUGGGACGAGCUUUUUAUGUCCCGGGGACAAGUGCUGA
Messenger RNA from Pseudogymnoascus verrucosus, 2262 nucleotides. RefSeq lists its product as uncharacterized. Gene Ontology annotation, molecular function: oligopeptide transmembrane transporter activity. Bases 1 to 2262 code for a protein of 753 amino acids. Gene Ontology annotation, cellular component: fungal-type vacuole membrane. The transcript has 10 exons. Lineage: Eukaryota; Fungi; Ascomycota; Leotiomycetes; Thelebolales; Thelebolaceae. The record is from RefSeq and is a predicted model, not a curated record.